Messenger RNA from Folsomia candida, 2044 nucleotides. RefSeq names its product N6-adenosine-methyltransferase subunit METTL3 (gene Mettl3). Gene Ontology annotation, molecular function: mRNA m(6)A methyltransferase activity; mRNA (2'-O-methyladenosine-N6-)-methyltransferase activity. Bases 134 to 1840 code for a protein of 568 amino acids. The record is from RefSeq and is a predicted model, not a curated record. Lineage: Eukaryota; Metazoa; Arthropoda; Collembola; Entomobryomorpha; Isotomidae. The transcript is spliced from 15 exons. Gene Ontology annotation, cellular component: nucleus; RNA N6-methyladenosine methyltransferase complex.
CUCAAUCGAAUCAGCUGUAUCCCUACGAGAAAAGUCACAACACCACCGGCUUGGCUGACACGUACAAAAUAAAUAAAAACUGAAAAUAUUGUGGAGUGAAUCGGUAUUUGCAUUCCGUUGUCGCCAGACAAUCAUGUCGUCAGAUCCGUGGGAGGAAUUGCAGGCACUCAAGUCGAAGCGCGAUUCGAGAAGGAAACGCCUCGAUGAGAGAAAAAAGGUCCUUUUACAUUCCGGACAUCUUAUCAAACCAGAAGUUGCAGGAGAUCAGUUAUCCGGUGUCACCCCCUUCUCGCUUUCUGACCUCUCGUCUACCACGGAUGACUUCGCUCUUGAUGCCAACUCUGUUGUAAAACGAGAGGACGUUGACUGGGUGGGUAGUUUGGAGGAAGAAGUGCUCUCCACCCUUUCCGACGUGGCCGUCCAUUUACCAAUGGACUCUCGACAACUUUUACAAACUGUGAUCAAAAUCAUGCCACCCUCACCACCCAUUCAGCACAGUCAGAUAACCAAUUUGUUGUCCAAAUUUGCUGUCCAACUUCUUAUCAGCAUCGAAGAAAAAGUGUGCGAUGAAGGCACUUAUCUGGAAAUUGUCUCAGCGGAUCAUACCAAACUAUCGGCGAUGAUUGCUGCGGGUGGUCCAACUUCUUCAACUAUUUCUACGCCAAAAAAACGAAAAACCGAGGAAAGUGGAAACGACGAAAUUGGCGAGUCCUUCGGGAAUCCCUUGCACAGAAAUAUGACAGGCUUGGAUGACAAACCAAAAGAAGACGAUGUUUUGAGUCUUCUGUCAUUGGCAUCCACUCGAGAGAAGGAGAACAAGAGGAUUGGGGAGGAAAUCUUGGAAUUACUCAGCCGACCUUCAGCCAAAGAGAAGACACUCGCAGAAACGUUUCGAUCUCAAGGGGGCACCGUGGUCAAGGAAUUCUGUCCACAAGGCACGAAAAGCGAAUGCCGUCGCGUGUCGACCAACAGCAAACCAUGCUCCCGGCUCCACUUCAGGAAAAUUAUUCAGGGACACACUGACGAAACCCUUGGGGAUUGCUCCUUUCUGAACACUUGCUUUCACAUGGAAAGCUGCAAAUACGUUCACUAUGAGGUGGAUUCUGCCGUAGAAAACAAGAAGGUUGCUGGCAGUAAAGAAAAUGAGACUGCUACCUCCAACAGCAACCUAGACGUAGUGGUUACGGAGACGAAGAGUGUCUUAUUUUCCCCACAAUGGGUCUUUUGUGACCUGAGGUUCUUUGACAUGACUAUCUUGGGCAAGUUUAGCGUGAUAAUGGCAGAUCCUCCUUGGGACAUUCACAUGGAGUUGCCAUAUGGGACUCUCUCAGACGACGAGAUGAGACAAUUGAACAUUCCUGCAUUACAAGACGAAGGUCUAAUAUUCCUCUGGGUAACUGGCAGGGCUAUGGAGCUAGGAAGGGAGUGUCUCGAGUUGUGGGGCUACGAAAGGGUGGAUGAACUUAUUUGGGUCAAAACAAACCAACUGCAACGAAUCAUCAGAACAGGAAGGACAGGUCACUGGUUAAAUCAUGGCAAGGAACACUGCUUGGUGGGAAUGAAGGGUAAUCCGCCAGUGAACCGAGGUCUUGACUGCGACGUGAUAGUGGCCGAGGUGCGAGCAACGAGUCAUAAGCCAGAUGAAAUCUAUGGCAUAAUCGAAAGACUUUCUCCAGGCACAAGGAAGAUUGAGUUGUUUGGCAGACCCCACAACAUUCAGCCCAACUGGAUAACUCUGGGAAACCAAUUAGAAGGGAGUCACAUCGUGGAUGACGACGUACGUGCAAGAUUUUUUGAACGUUAUCCAGGUGGAAAUUGCACGCUGGUGAAGCCCAAGUAAAUCAAGACAUGAAAUGACCAUGUUGCAGACUUUUUCUGCCUGCGACAGGAAGACAUACACCAUCGUCGUAAUUUAAUAAAUAGUUUUCUCCAUUUUUACAUAUUAUUACUAAGUAGGCUGUUUUUAUCAAAUGAUGCUGUUAAUGAUCUCACAAUAGUAUUGAAACUCAAUAUUCAUAAUAAAGAUAUGCUGUAGAAACACUAA